Messenger RNA from Mercenaria mercenaria, 807 nucleotides. RefSeq lists its product as uncharacterized. Bases 10 to 423 code for a protein of 137 amino acids. Gene Ontology annotation, cellular component: extracellular region. The transcript has 4 exons. Lineage: Eukaryota; Metazoa; Mollusca; Bivalvia; Venerida; Veneridae. The record is from RefSeq and is a predicted model, not a curated record.
CAAGACUAUAUGUAUGGAACAGUCAGAGUGAAUACCCAGGGAGUGGGAAGAUCAAUGAUACAGCUUACUACAACCAACUAUGUAGAAUACAGAUUUUUGUUGAAGGACACUCAAGAUAGAAUACAGUUCUUUGAAUUGAUGUCGGACUACGUCCGAUUUACUGGCAGAAACUCUUCGGUUAUGGUAAUGAAUCCAUGUGUUAGAUGGGUGUAUUUAGACAAGAGUUUACAGUCGGGUCUGACUGUCCUUGAAAUUGACGUACCCACCGGCUAUGUGGUGAUGAAUCACACACUUAGAGACUACGUAAAUUCUGGUAUUGUACCAAAUCUGAAAAGAGCCGAGUUCUGCUACAGAAAAGUAGUCUUCUAUUUCUCACAUGUGGACAACAGUAAAACAUGUGUAAACUUCCAGGCAGAUAGAUGAUAUCCCACUGCCAAUAUGACUAUCCAACAUAAAAUGAGGGUCUAUGAUUAUUAUGAACCUGGUAUGCACAACACAACAUUCUACUCAACAUAUAACAUGUUCACCCUCAACAUAUGUUAUGUGUGUGGAUCGUACCAGUGUCCGUACUGUCCAUACUUCAAUGUUGGCACAGCGGUAAAAGCGAGUUUCACAUGCAUAGCACUUAUUCUUGGAUUCAUUGCUAAGAACUACGCAUUACGGACAAGCUAGUGAAAUAUUCUCUAAGUCAGAUAUGCACAAUAAAGUCAAGUAAAGUUAAAUAUACUGUUGUAAAUAGAUAUUUCCAAAGGAUAGAUAAAAAGCUGUCCAAGUGUUACAGCUAAACAAGAUUGUCUGUUUUACAUA